AUGGCGCCCAACUCUACAAGCGGACUCGCCAAACGUGCCACCGGCUGGUCGGCUCUCCUGCUCGCGGCCCAAGUUGCGUUUUCGCCGGUGGCGGCUUCACCUCUGAACGUGGCCCCGACCAGUCUGGCGGAGGCUCACUCUGCCGGACAGAAGCGUGACCAGUGGUUUACCGUGGAGUACUAUGAAAAAAACUCAUGCCACGGCGACCCCUUUUUGCAGGUCAACACGGGGAUGGGGGAGGAACUGAAAACGGAUCCUGGUUGCCUCAACAAUAUGAAGGACCCUUACACGAUGGAGGAUAAGUGUAUGAGUUCUUUCCGGAUCACCACAUCAAAGGACACAUGGAAUGGCGCCAACCUCCUGGAAUGGACGAUGGCCAGUGACGCAAACUGCAAGAACAUCAUUAACGAAGGCGGUAUAUGGCUCCAUCCUGGGGAGAGCGUUUGCAGCUCUAUGGCUACGGACACGGAAUGUAUCCGUGGUUUCCACCCUACGGUCCGUCUAGACAAAGCGCCCGAAGAAUGGACCCGUCCCCCUGCCAUGACCACGACGGGGCCAGCGUAG
Messenger RNA from Apiotrichum porosum, 564 nucleotides. RefSeq lists its product as uncharacterized. NCBI's taxonomy places the organism in Eukaryota, Fungi, Basidiomycota, Tremellomycetes, Trichosporonales, Trichosporonaceae. The record is from RefSeq and is a predicted model, not a curated record. Bases 1 to 564 code for a protein of 187 amino acids. The transcript has a single exon.